UGCCUUCCUCUUCCCUCCUAUCCAUCCGCAUCCGCAACAGCAACCCGUGUCAGUUGUCUCCCUCUCCGUAGCAGAAAAACGGCAGCUGAUGCUCACCGCAUUCAGGUCAUGCUCUUCUUCACUCCACUUUACCCACCACACUCUUUCGCUUCAUCCCCUCAGAAAACCACUCGGCUUUAAGCCCUACUUUCUCAUCUAUUCUUCCUUCCCCGCAAAACCCUUCUCUCAGAGAUCCCUCUUUCUCUCGAUUCCAUUAGUUAAUCCAGGAUCACUAGCAGCAAUGGCUUCUCGCCCUUCUGCCUUCGACCUCCUCAUGUCCAAUGCCAGCAAGAAAAAGUCCGAGCAGAAACAACAAAAACCAUCUCCCAAGAAACGCAAAACCCCCACCCCCAUCAUCACUUCUCAAAAUUUUGCUCCGAUUUCAGUCAAAGAACCUGAUUCAGCUCAAAUUAAAGAAGCCCAACUGGAAAACGAUAUGAAAAAUGACGAUUCGAGCAAGAUUAAGGAUGCCCAGCUGGGGAAAAGUGAGGAAGCGGUGGUUAAGAAACCUAAGGUGGCAAUUACUCCUGAUGAGAGCCUUCUUGAGUUGAAGGAUAAGGCGGCAAGUUUUGAUCCCAAGAAGGCGGCAUAUUGGGGAAAGGGACAAAGGGUGCCGUUUAUGUUUGUAGCAAAGGCGUUGGAUGCUAUUUCUAAAGAAUCAGGGCGGAUUGCGAUAACUGCAAUUGUUUGUAACAUGUUGAGGACUGUGAUGGAAACGACGCCAGAGGAUUUGGUGGCUGUUGUUUACCUUUUGGCGAACCGGAUUGCUCCAGCUCAUGAAGGAUUGGAGCUUGGGAUUGGGGAUGCUUCGAUUAUUAAGGCUCUGUCCGAGGCGUGCGGAACAAAAGAAGCACAAAUUAAGAAGCAGUACAAGGAGCUUGGUGAUCUAGGCCUUGUUGCAAAAGCAAGCCGUUCGUCUCAGUCUUUAAUGCGCAAACCAGAAGCACUAACUGUUGUUAAAGUUUUUGAUACAUUUCGCCUUAUUGCUAAGGAAUCUGGUAAGGAUAGUCAAGAGAAGAAAAAGAAUCAUAUCAAGGCACUACUGGUUGCUGCUACUGAUUGUGAACCUCAGUACUUGAUUCGUCUGCUCCAGGCUAAACUGCGCAUUGGUUUAGCUGAGCAAACUCUGUUAGCUGCUUUGGGCCAUGCUGCAGUUUAUGCUGAUAAGCAAUCUUCAACUCCUGCAAAUAUAGAUUCUUCUUUAGAAGAGGCUGCUAAAAUCGUGAAACAAGUUUACUCGGUAAUUCCAGUCUAUGAUAAAAUAAUCCCUGCUCUUCGUGCUGAUGGUGUAUGGGAUCUUCCCAAGACAUGUAGCUUUUCACCUGGUGUUCCUGUUGGACCUAUGCUAGCAAAACCAACUAAGGGAGUUUCUGAAAUAUUGGAUAAGUUUCAGGAUAUUGAAUUCACCUGUGAAUACAAGUAUGAUGGAGAACGUGCUCAGAUUCACUACAUGGAGGAUGGUUCAGUGGAGAUAUAUAGUCGAAAUGCAGAAAGAAACACUGGAAAGUAUCCUGAUGUUGUGGAUGCAAUUUCAAGGUUUAAAAGGCCGUCUGUAACCUCAUUUGUUCUUGAUUGUGAAAUUGUUGCAUUUGAUCGUGAGAAGAAAAAAAUUCUCCCCUUCCAGGUCCUCAGCACACGGGCUCGUAAAAAUGUGGUCUUGAGUGAAAUAAAGGUUGGUGUUUGCAUAUAUGCUUUUGAUAUCUUGUAUAUCAAUGGCCAACCUCUUCUACAAGCACAGCUUGACAGUCGAAGGCAGCAACCCUUUCUCAGAAGCACUCUUAAGAUACUUGAAAAUUCGUAUAACAGCAUCCCAAUGACUAGUACGAGGGGCAUCAAGAAAUUGAGUCACAACACACACUGCAAAUGA
This is a messenger RNA of Coffea arabica (coffee), 1906 nucleotides long. The record is from RefSeq and is a predicted model, not a curated record. NCBI's taxonomy places the organism in Eukaryota, Viridiplantae, Streptophyta, Magnoliopsida, Gentianales, Rubiaceae.